AUGGCCGCCCUCAAAAGCCGUCUUGGCUUCACUAACACGACGUCCUUCGUCCUAUUCUGCAUCUUCGGCGGCAUCCUCUUUCUCUUCUCAACUCUUCAGAUUCGCCUGAUGGACAUCGAUGGUUUCUUCUGCAAAGAGGGAGAUCCGUCGUCUGUACCGGGAGAAUGUUAUGUAUUUCAGAAGCCAGGCCUUAUGCGCUCUGGCAUGCUGUUACAUCUGGCGACGUUCCUACCCGCAGGAGCUCUUGUAUGUUUCCAGUUCAUACCGGCUCUUCGAAGACCGAAGUAUAUCAAGUUCCAUCACGUGAAUGGAUAUGUGGUCCUGGUCCUCUCAGCAUUGGGAACGGUUGCCGCAUUGAUUAUCGAGAGUAAGGCUAUGGGUGGGAUAUUCUCGAAUAGGGUUGGGACAUGGACUCUUGCGACGCUGGUUACUACUGCAACGGUUAAGGGUUAUGUCAGUAUCAAGAACAAAGAGAUUGAGAAGCAUCGUGUUUGGAUGCUGAGGGCCUGGUUCUGGGCAACAUCAAUAAUUACAAUGAGAGUGAUCCUCAUCUCUCUGGCUCAUAUUAUAGGCCAACGUUCCAGAUCGAUGACUAUGAGUUUGCCAUGCGCAGUUAUUGAGUACCUACACGAAAGCUUCCCCGGAACGAGACAGAACCCAUAUCCAAGUUGUGCAGCUUAUGUUUCGGGCGAGAAUCUGUUGCAAGAAGCGCUUGUGACGACGAAUUGGGAUCUGAAUGAUUUGCCAGGUAUAACGGCUGCUUUGAGAGUCGGAUAUGUUGUUGGAGGUUGGCUCGGUUUUCUUACUAAUGCAAUUGGGAUAGAAAUCUAUAUAUGGAAAACUGCACCUGCCCGAAAACUGAAAGUUUGA
Messenger RNA from Fusarium oxysporum Fo47, 870 nucleotides. RefSeq lists its product as uncharacterized. Bases 1 to 870 code for a protein of 289 amino acids. The record is from RefSeq and is a predicted model, not a curated record. Lineage: Eukaryota; Fungi; Ascomycota; Sordariomycetes; Hypocreales; Nectriaceae. The transcript is spliced from 3 exons.